GGUCACUGCCCAGGCUAGCCCCAAAACGACAGAAAAUGACCGAACUAGCCCAAGGCCGACAGAUCUGGAGCUACGAGGCCCGAAAUGGGAAUGCGGGUCCGCGGCCCCAGUACAAAUUGGGGGAGUCCGACGUAGUGCAGGUGAGGAAAUGUGCUCGCCAGGAAGGAGCCGCAGAGCGCAUCCCGUCGUCGCAGCAACAAUAUUUGGAUCCCCGGACGAUUCGCGAGCCUGCCUUCUUCAAGCACCCUACAGCAGAGCAGUUUGCUGCCAUUCGAGAAGAAGAGGAGGAAGAAGAAAGCACCAGGAGUGACGAGGACGAAGACGAGCGGGAGGAAGAAGGAGAUAGCGACGAAGAGCUCGGUGAAGAAGACGAAACUCCCGAAGAGGGAAGCUAUAGCGAGCAUAGCGAGGGGGAACAGAGCGAAGAAGAAGAAGAAGACGAGGAAGGAGAAGAGGAGCACGAAGAAGAACCUGUUGGAUCGGAGUGGGAAACCGUAAAGCGCUGCGUACGGUGGACCCGGGACAGCGAGCAUAACAUCGUGAGCGAAGACGUGGAAUUGCUCAUCAUUCAAGCUUGGAGGGCGAAGGUAGAGGGAGAUUUGUUGGGAUUCGUCUUCGGAACGGUGGAGGCGGGACAUCGGCAGCCGGUCGUAGGAGAGCUUCUAAUCCUCCUAACGCAGCUGCUGGACGAUCUACCGAUCGACAUCAUCUCGCACUGCGACGAGAGUCCGGCGCCACAUAUUCUUUCGCGCAGCUUGACGGCGUACCUACAGUGGUCGGCAUGCUUGGAGGGCAAUUGGGACAACUGUAAUUACCCGUCGCACGGUAAUUACCUGAACCCCGCGGAGAUAAUCGAUAUUCUCUUUUUUUAUCGGGGCGAGCCGACGUCGGAAGACGAAGAGGAAGAAGACGAGGAGGCGGAGAACGAAUCUGAAGAUGAGGAUGAAUAUUAUAGCGAGCAUAGUGAGCACGAGUCGGGGGCGAUAAGCGAAGAAGAAGAAGAAGAAGAAGAAGAAGAAGAAGAAGAAGCGGAGGGAGCAAGUGAGGGGGAAGAGGUGGGACAGGGAGACGCAGAGAGAACACCUUGAGGAAGCGGAGCGGCGGAGGGCAGAAAUAGAGGAGGGAAAGAGGCCAUUGGAGCAGUCGAUGGGAAUUGAUCU
Molecule: messenger RNA, 1160 nt
Organism: Chara braunii
Lineage: Eukaryota; Viridiplantae; Streptophyta; Charophyceae; Charales; Characeae
Source: the annotation of a GenBank genome assembly